AUGGAUGUUGAACGGUUGAUGAGAGACCUCAAAGUCGAUCAACUGCAGGAGAUACAGCGAAAUCUACAGACUGAAGUGGAAGGGAAAAAGGAAGAACUUCGUGAAAUGGUUGGGCGACGGUAUCGCGAUGUUCUUGAGGCUUCUAGUGAAGUAUUGCUUCGACAUUUACUUUGCAGUGGUUCUCGAAUAAAGAAAAAUCAGUGCAGGUCGUUAUCGCGGGAGCAGCAGGCUUCGGUGCAGCGUUUCAUCGCGCUACAUAGACUUUUAGCUAUAAUUGGUGGACCAGAUGGAGAUGCACUGAGUGACGCAUUCGCUUUCACUUUAGCUGAACUGCUUCACAAGCAGCUUACUACGGAGCCACUUCCACCAUCGAUUCAUUCUGUUGUGUCUGGUCUCACUGGGCGGAUAAUUCGGACGCGUCGAAAACUCCUCUAUGACUUGGAAGAAGAAAUCGGGCAAUUAUCAGAACCUAAUUGGGUCGCUAAUCAACUGACAUCGUUAGCUUUGCUUGAAGGUGCUGAUUAUGAGAAGCUGUUGGACAUUUAUCUGAAGAGCAGAGAAAAUUAUAUCGCUAACUUGACAAAAGAGUCUAGUUCACUUUUAAAUGUCGUUACCGAGCUGAAGAUGACGCUUGUAAUUGUUGAACAAUUAUUUGCUCAAGGAGAGCUCGUACGAAUAGUUCAUGCGGCUGCUGUUUCAACGUAUCGCCCAGGUAAGAAAAUGUUUUACCAAAGAAGAAACACUGUCAUUGGUAAUGAUGCUGAGAUAUUUGCAAAACUCUGGACCUCAGGUGACCAAGGAAUGCUUGUCCCAGCAAAGGCUUCGUUCUUACGUGGACGCAUUCACUUACCCGUCUUCUGGGCUGCAGAUCGCGCUGGUUUGUGGUUCAUAUUCUUCCUGGUGAUCUCAGCACCAUGUGUUUGUUUGCAGGAAUGGGAAAGGUUGGAGCUGAGUGAAGUUGGUGUGGUAGAGGUUCCGAUCGUACUGUCACCGCCGCUCCAAUCGGCUCUGUUCACACUUUCCAGCCGCUUUGGCGAUGCUUCUGUCGCACACCUGCUGACUCGAUCUGUUCGAAAACGACUCGCAACCCAAGUAUGUCCCCGGUUAAUUCUCCAGUUACUACUACUAUCACCUGCUACCGUAGCAACAAAACCAUCAAGGUUAUCAGGCAUGGAAAGUAGAUUAAAACGUCGUUUCUUUGUAUUGUUAGUUUUCUUUACCUCUUUUGUUUUACUGGCAGUUGACACUGACUAA
Molecule: messenger RNA, 1254 nt
Organism: Angiostrongylus costaricensis
Lineage: Eukaryota; Metazoa; Nematoda; Chromadorea; Rhabditida; Metastrongylidae
Source: the annotation of a GenBank genome assembly